AUGACCGACCCCAUCACUCACCAGCAGAUCCACACCGGCGAGAAGAGCUACCAGUGUCAGCUCUGUGGGCAGGAGUUCAUCUUCGCUAACAGUCGCCGCCAUCUCAAAACUCACACAGACCUUGGUCCCAACACACAAGGACUGAUCAGAAAGAAGAAGAAGAAGAAAACUUACAGACCAGUGAGUGAGAUUAGUCAGGAGAAUGUGUCCCAGUUGAACUGCACGCUGUGUGGCUACACCUUCAAAACUGUAUCUCAGGUGGAGGAACAUCUGAAAACUCACUCUGGAGAGAAUCCUAUCUUUGAGUGUAAUGUGUGUAAAAAAGAGUUCAAUAGUCAUAGGUCUCUAUGGAGACACAAGCACAGUCAUGUGGACAAUAAACCAAUCAGUUGUGAAAUCUGUAACAAGUCAUUCCGAACCAGCUACUACCUGAAGUCUCAUAUGAAUGCUCACAAUGGUGCUAAGCCUUACAAAUGUAAGUUCUGUGAUUUACAUUUUACAUAUGCUAGCACCAGGCGGCGCCACCAGCGAACACACAUUCCAGAGGAGUGUAUGAACUUCAUGUGUAACAUUUGUGGAAAGAAGUUUUAUGAUCAGUGUGAUUUUGACCGUCACAUGCUGGGGCAUUCAGGAGAGAAGCCUUUUAUGUGUGAUGUGUGUGGAAAGACAUUUGCCACUAAAGCUCUACUUAGGAGUCAUCUGAACCGCCAUAAUGGAGAGAAGCAGUACAAGUGCCAGAUCUGUAACAAGACGUUCCUCUACCACUACCGUUUGAAGCGGCACAUCAAGACACACAAUGCUGUGAAGGCUUUCAAAUGUGACAUGUGUGACAAGGGUUUCCUCACGCAGGCAUAUCUGUCCACGCAUCUUCGUUCUCACACCGGCGAGAAGCCAUACAAGUGUGAGUACUGUAAUGAGGAAUUCAGCUUCUCCAACACCUUCCGUCGACACAAGCGAAUCCACACAGGUCAAACUCUCAACUGCUCUGUGUGUGGGAAGAUGUGUCUGGAGCUGUUUGACCUGAAGAGGCACAUGAUGUCUCACUCCGACCUGAAGCCAGUCAUGUGUGACAUCUGUGGCAAGACAUUCAGCCACCACAACAGCUGCAAGAGACACAUGAAGAGGAUCCACCCAGAGAUGGUCCUGCCCUUUAAUGUGUAG
This is a messenger RNA of Haliotis rubra (blacklip abalone), 1161 nucleotides long. RefSeq names its product zinc finger protein OZF-like. NCBI's taxonomy places the organism in Eukaryota, Metazoa, Mollusca, Gastropoda, Lepetellida, Haliotidae. The coding region runs from base 1 to 1161 and encodes 386 amino acids. Gene Ontology annotation, biological process: regulation of cytokine production; regulation of immune system process; negative regulation of transcription by RNA polymerase II. The transcript has 2 exons. The record is from RefSeq and is a predicted model, not a curated record.